Molecule: messenger RNA, 7015 nt
Organism: Pecten maximus
Lineage: Eukaryota; Metazoa; Mollusca; Bivalvia; Pectinida; Pectinidae
Exons: 6
Coding region: 10-3090 (1026 amino acids)
Biological process (GO): Notch signaling pathway; protein ubiquitination
Source: RefSeq, a predicted model, not a curated record
ACUAUAGAAAUGGCUCAGUCAGGCAAUCUCAGGAUAAUAGAUAACGAUGGUACAAUUGUGAAACCACAACCAACCCGUGCUGAGUCUGAAAAAUUAUUAAGAAAGUUUAAUGAAGAUGACUCAAAAAAGCUACUUGGCAUUUUUAAUGAAGAAUUAAACGAUGAAGAAAAGGAUUGGACUGUUAAAGUACAAGAGAAAGGACCAAUUGUAGAUAUUUAUUGUAAAUCUGUCAGUGAAAGAAGAUGUCAAAAUGAUGUUGAUCAUCUGCAGGAACUCUUACAAAACCUGGAAAAUGAUGUUAUAGAUUGUCAGCGUCAAACAAAAUCCAGGGAAGAAAUAUUGAAAAUUCUGAAUAAGGAGGUAAGAGUGGUUUGUAUUCCUUCUAGAAGUAAGGGAGAUAUCAUCAGAAUUUAUGCUAAAAACCAAGGUGAUCUUGACAAAGCUAGAACAAAAUUGAUGGUUUCCUCGGAAAGAAAUGAUCAAAAGCCAAACAGCAGAGCAAAUCGACACUUUAAUUCUAGCAUUACUGAACGUGAUUACCCAGAUGCUGGUGCAGGAAUAGCACAAGGAGGUAGAACUGCCUCCCCAGAAGACAUUAAGAAAACUUUUCAAACCAGCAAUGGACUCACCGUAAAAAUCUACAAGGGAGCUAUUACAAAGCUCAAUGUGGACUCUGUAGUGAAUGCUGCCAACGAACGACUGGCAAAUGGAGCAGGUGUUGCAGGGGCAUUGUCAAAAGCAGGUGGGUGGGACUUUGACCAAGAUUGUAUGAGAACUAUCAGGAAAAAUGGUUUGAUUCCUGUCACAAAGAAUGUAGUAACAAAAGCAGGAAGCAUGGAUUAUAAGGGAGUGGUGCAUGCUGUUGGUCCACAGUGGUACAACUUUAAUGAUAAGGUGGAAUGUGUGGAGAAAGUCCGGGACACUGUCAUAGAAAUACUGAAAACCUCGGUUGAGUUUGGAUUCCGAAGUGUCGCCAUGCCUCCCAUAAGCUCAGGUCUGUUUGGUGUACCCACUGACCUAUGUGCUGCCAUGUAUGUCCAGGGAAUUGUUGACUUCUCAAAAACUACUGACAGCCUCAAGAGACUCAAAGAGUUUCACAUCAUUGACAUCAAGGAUGAUAUUCUAGACAUGGUGAUUGAUUGCUAUGAAAAGUGGAGAAAGAACCCCAGUGCAUUAGCUCCGGAUGUGUUGGUUUCUCGACACCCAAAGGUUGACAAAGGCAAGAACUACAGCCAAAGUUGGGAUGACAAAACAGAUAGGAAUAGUAGACAGGGUCGUUGGCAUAGUCAAAGUCAUAACCAAGGUCGUCGUGAUAAUCAGUCUGAAGACAAAAUGGACUGGAAUAGUAAACAAGGUCGACAUGGUAAUCAGGAUCGGUCUGAAGACAAAAUGGACUGGAACAGUAAACAAGGUCGACAUGGUAAUCAGGAUCGGUCUGAAGACAAAAUGGACUGGAAUAGUAAACAAGGUCGACAUGGUCAAGGUCAAAAACAAAUUUAUGGUGAUGGUCAAGGUUACACUCACAGUCAUGGUGGUGGUCAACGUAACACUCAAGGUCAGAAUCAGCAAGGCAGAGGAAGACCACACAACUACAAAUCUUGUGUAUUUGAAGAGAGAACAAAAUCUUUUAUUUUCAGAGGACAGUUGAAGGUUUUCUUUCAUUGUACAGAUAUUGUUACCUUGAAUGUUGAUGCCAUUGUGGCAACAGAUGGUAAGGAGCAUAAGGGAACAAUUUCUCAGGCUAUAGAGAAAGCUAAUGGUUCAACGUAUUGGGCACAGUUCAAAGAUUGGCUCACGAUAAAGAAAGAAGGAGAUGUUAUUUUAGCAAAACCGAACAAAAUGAAACAUUUGCGAUGCAUAUAUCACAUUAUCAUGGGGCGCUUCUCACCCUCCAUUCCUCCAUCACAAGAAAAACUUCAUCUUUUGAAAAAUGUUGUAUUAAAAGUCUUGGAACAAGCCAACAAUUUACCAACAAAGGAAAAGAAGGCCAACAAGAAGGCCAAGGAGUCGCAAGCACUGAAGAAGAUGGCCAUGUCCAUUCCUGGUGCAGGAUCCCUGGAAACCACCCUUUACAUUGAGAGAUGUUCUGAGGUCAUGUUUAGUGCCAUUGAUGAGUUCACAUGGAGGAAUAAACAGAUCCGUUUGAUGGAAGUUCAUCUGGUCGACAUGAGAGAAGAGGUUGUCAAUGUGUUAAGGCAAACGUUUCACAAACAGAUGAACAAGUCAAUGGAAAAGAGACCCCUGCCUCCAUCACCUCACCCUGUAAACAACCCUUCAUUUACUGCUUCUGGUCGCUAUGAUUCCAUCGCUGAUACCAGGUCAAAGAAAACAAACUCUCAGGGCAAGUUUCAGCCAGAACGAUAUCGUAAACUGGAGGAAUGGAAGAGCAGCAGAUAUAGCUCCUCCAGGACAUUAGAUAUUGAUGAGUUUGUGAACAGAGUGCCAAAACAGAAAGGCAACAUGAUGAUACUGGGUGGUGACUCCAGUACAUAUAGAGGUGCUUCCAAGGGUGCCACAGGUGGGGAUGAGGACGAAGAUAGUUGUGUUAUAUGUAUGGACACUUUUGAUGAUCCGGUGAAACUGAAGAGAUGUGGUCAUAUGUUCUGCAAGGAUUGCAUUUCUGAAUCAUUCCAACAGAAGCCAGUGUGUCCUGUAUGUGCCACUGUGUAUACAGUUGUACAGGGUGAUCAACCAGUUCAUGGGACCGCCAUUGUCUACACUGAUGACAAACCUCUGCCUGGAUAUGGACAAAGUAGAACAUUUAUUAUCAACUACAUUUUUCCAGACGGCACACAAGAUGAUGAACAUCCUUAUCCUGGAGAGAGCUACAGGGGCCUCAAUCGACAGGCAUACCUUCCAGACAACUCACAGGGGCACAAGGUUCUCAAGAUGCUCAAAGAAGCCUUUGAACAAAGACUGACUUUCACCAUAGGUCAGUCACGUACAACUGGAGAAGAUAAUGUAGUUACCUGGAAUGACAUCCACCACAAGACACAUCGGGAUGGUGGCCCAGAAAGGUACGGCUACCCAGACAGCGACUACCUUCACCGUGUUACUGAUGAACUGAACGCCAAAGGAAUAGGCUUGUAGUUCAAUAGAAGCCUCACCAAAUCAUCUCCUACUAUAUACAUCAUACAUUCAACUGUAAACAUUUCAAUACCCUAGGUAUACAGUAUAAUCAUAAAAUUACAGUUUCAGUGUUGUUGAAAGCUUAGUUUAGCUUAAUGAAGGCACUUUAUCAUCAUUUCUUAAGGAGCAAUGGUUACGUCUCCAUGCUUGAUUACAUACCGGUUGUGCAUUGAUUAAUUUGUUUUUCCAAUAAUUAUUUUGCAAUAAUAAAAUUAUACCUCUUGGUUGUGGAGGUAAACAUGUAAAUUCUCUCUAUAUAUAUAUAAUACAAAUUGUUGAUUUUAGUAUUAUAUAUAGUUCAUAAAAUGUACAUGUAUAUAUCAUAAUAUAUUUAAUGCUGUCAACCAUGCCUGUGUGAGAUUUCAGUUUGAGCUCUUCAGAAUGAACCUUGUUUCUUUAGUAGAGUAUUAUAUCACAAAAGCAUCCUUAUAUCUGGCUGGAAGUGUCACUUAUCACCUUCCCAUAUAUCUGGCUGGAAGUGUCAAUUAUCACCUUCCCAUAUAUCUGGCUGGAAAUGUCACUUAUAACCUUCCCAUAUAUCUGGCUGAAAGUGUCACUUAACACCUUCCCAUAUAUCUGGCUGAAAGUGUCACUUAUCACCUUUCCAUAUAUCUAGCUGUAAUUGUCACUUAUCACCUUUCCAUAUAUCUAGCUGUAAGUGUCAAUUAUCACCUUCCCAUAUAUCUGACUGAAAGUGUCACUUAUCACCUUUCCAUAUAUCUAGCUGUAAUUGUCACUUAUCACCUUCCCAUAUAUCUAGUUGUAAGUGUCACUUACCACCUUCCCAUAUAUCUGGCUGUAAGUGUCACUUAACACCUUCCCAUAUAUCAGGCGGGAAGUGUACUUAUCACCUCCCAUAUAUCUGACUGUAAGUGUCACUUAUCACCUUCCCAUAUAUCUGGCUGUAAGUGUCACUUAUCACCUCCCAUAUAUCUGGCUGGAAGUGUCACUUAUCACCUUUCCACAUCUGGUUGGAAGUGUCACUUAUCACCUUCCCAUAUAUCUGGCUGUAAGUGUCACUUAUCACCUCCCAUAUAUCUAGCUGGAAGUGUCACUUAUCACCUUCCCAUAUAUCUAGUUGGAAGUGUCACUUAUCACCUUCCCAUAUAUCAAGCGGGAAGUGUCACUUAUCACCUUCCCAUAUAUCUGGUUGGAAGUGUCACUUAUCACCUUCCCAUAUAUCUGGCUGGAAGUGUCACUUAUCACCUUCCCAUAUAUCUGGCUGGAAGUGUCACUUUUCACCUUCCCAUAUAUCUGGCUGGAAGUGUCACUUAUCACCUUCCCAUAUAUCUGGUUGGAAGUGUCACUUAUCACCUUCCCAUAUAUCUGGCUGGAAGUGUCGCUUAUCACCUUCCCAUAUAUCUGGCUGGAAGUGUCGCUUAUCACCUUCCCAUAUAUCUGGCUGGAAGUGUCACUUACCACCUUCCCAUAUAUCUGACUGUAAGUGUCAAUUAUCACCUCCCCAUAUAUCUAGCUGGAAGUGUCACUUAUCACCUUCCCAUAUAUCUGACUGGAAGUGUCACUUAUCACCUUCCCACAUCUGGCUGGAAGUGUCACUUAUCACCUUCCCAUAUAUCUGGCUGGAAGUGUCACUUAUCACAUUCCCAUAUAUCUGGCUGGAAGUGUCACUUAUCACCUUCCCAUAUAUCUGGCUGGAAGUGUCACUUUUCACCUUCCCAUAUAUCUGGCUGGAAGUGUCACUUAUCACCUUCCCAUAUAUCUGGUUGGAAGUGUCACUUAUCACCUUCCCAUAUAUCUGGCUGGAAGUGUCGCUUAUCACCUUCCCAUAUAUCUGGCUGGAAGUGUCGCUUAUCACCUUCCCAUAUAUCUGGCUGGAAGUGUCACUUACCACCUUCCCAUAUAUCUGACUGUAAGUGUCAAUUAUCACCUCCCCAUAUAUCUAGCUGGAAGUGUCACUUAUCACCUUCCCAUAUAUCUGGCUGGAUGUGUCACUUAUCACCUCCCCAUAUAUCUAGCUGGAUGUGUCACUUAACACCUUCCCAUAUAUCUGACUGUAAGUGUCAAUUAUCACCUCCCCAUAUAUCUAGCUGGAUGUGUCACUUAACACCUUCCCAUAUAUCUGACUGUAAGUGUCAAUUAUCACCUUCCCAUAUAUCUGGCUGGAAGUGUCACUUAUCACCUCCCAUAUAUCUGGUUGGAAGUGUCACUUAUCACUUUACUAUUAUCUGACUAGGAAUAUCCUUUGACUUGUUGGCUUAGUUAUACAUUAAUUUGUAGUAAUUAGUAAUUGAUAUAUGAAUAUAAAGUUGGCUGCAUAACAUGUAAGCAGUUCAUAGCUUAUACUAAGCAGCAAUUUUUUGUGUUUGAGGUGCAGCAAAUUGCAACAUUUUUUAAUUGUUAUUUUUGUUUGCAAGAACUAAAAUUUGCACCAUUUUCCCACAAUGUUACAAGUUUGAUUGUUAUCACUAGGUACUUGUUGUAGAUAUAGAUACAUCAGUUAUUGAUAUAUUUAUAUUGAUAUUGAUCACUUGUAUAUAUAAAAUCAUUGCAGUGUGUAAAUCACUUUCUCUAAUACAUACAUGUACAUUUUUUCGCCUUUUAAAUUUUCAUUUGUCUGUCAAUCUCUCACAUUCUUUUACCAAUCUUUGUUUAACUUGGUAUACAUUAUGAUCAUGAUAUGAAGUUUCCUUCAAAGAAUUCCAAUGAAACUAGUUUUGUAAAGGUUAUUGCCAUUGUUUUUUUUUGUUUUUUUUUUUAAGUUUAAAGUUUUCUUUUUUUUUGUUUUGAGAUUUCCUCCUACAUUUUUUGACCGAUUUCUUUAAAAAAAAAUGUAGAUUUGAUAGUUAUGAUAUGUUGUUGUGUCUCCAUGAAAAAAAUUGAUUUGAUGAUUUUUUUUCAAAAGUUAUUGCUCUUUGUUUAUUUUAGUAUUCAUUUUCGUCUGGCAUGGUCCUCCGACAUUUUUCAACCAAUCUCUUUGAAACUUGGAAUACAUUAUGAUCCUGAUAUGAAGCUAUGUCUCCCAGAACAAAUUUUGAUUCAAUUGUUUAUUUCAGUAUUCAAUUGUUUGUCAGGAUAUCUGAUGUUAAUUUGUGUUGUUUUUAAAACAGAAUUAAUUUUAAUUUGUGUUGUUUCUUGAACAGAACUAAUGUUAAUUUGUGUUGUUUUAGAACAGAACUAAUGUUAAUUUGUGUUGUUUUAGAACAGAACUCAUGUUAAUUUGUGUUGUUUAGAACAGAACAAAUGUUAAUUUGUGUUAUUAAAGAAUAGAACUGAUCAUGUUAAUUUGUGUUAUUUAAGAAGAGAAUUAAUGUUAAUUUGUGUUGCUUUAGAGAACAGAACAAAUGUUAAUUUGUGUUGUUUAAGAAUAGAACUGAUGAUUUUGUGUUGUUUAAGAUUUGUCUGUUUUUUUGUUUAACGUCCUAUUAUCAGCCAGGGUCAUUUAAGGACGUGCCAGGUUUUGGAGGUGGAGGAAAGCCGGAGUACCCGUAGAAAAACCACCGACCUACAGUCAGUACCUGUUGUUUAAGAACAGAACUCAUGUAAAUUUGUGCUAUUUAAGAACAGAACUAAUGUUAUUUGGUGUAGUUUUUAUAACAGAUUUAAUGUUAAUUUGUGUUGUUUUCGAACAGAACUCAUCUUGAUUUGUGUUGUUAUAGAACAGAACUAACGUUAAUAAGUGUUGUUUUAGAGCAGAACUCGUGUUAAUUUGUGUUGUUUUAAUUAAUAUUUUCAUUCAUUUGGAGCAUUGAACUGCCUUACUCUGGUCCACCCUCUCCUCCAUGCCUGCAUGGGGUGCCUACAAUUAUGACGUCAUGAUGGGCACACUAGUGCUAUGGAAUUGUCGUUGACAGUCCUUUGAAUCACACUAAGCUGUACCGGUAUAUAUUUUAUAAUAUAACACUGAAAUAAAUCAUUAUUUUUUGUA